Molecule: messenger RNA, 1364 nt
Organism: Drosophila suzukii
Lineage: Eukaryota; Metazoa; Arthropoda; Insecta; Diptera; Drosophilidae
Gene: beta4GalNAcTB
Product: beta1,4-N-acetylgalactosaminyltransferase B
Biological process (GO): carbohydrate metabolic process; glycosphingolipid biosynthetic process
Cellular component (GO): Golgi apparatus
Molecular function (GO): galactosyltransferase activity; N-acetyl-beta-glucosaminyl-derivative 4-beta-N-acetylgalactosaminyltransferase activity
Source: RefSeq, a predicted model, not a curated record
GCCCUGGCCGUCAGCUGUUAUUCGUCAAGCGCCCGCGAUUCUCGAUUGCGUCCGCUAUUAGGAUGCGGAAUUCCCACAGAUACCGCUGAGUCAAGAGUUCCUGCCAACGAUGUUCGUGCGGCUCUGGCUCCGGAGCUUCCACAUCUAUGACCUGCUCCUCGCCAUCGGGCUGAUCACCCUCAUCGUGUACUUGUGCCUGCCCUUCCGGUUUGCCUCCCACUACGAGUACAUCGAGGAAUCGAGGAUCGAGGAGGCUCUGCUGACGCAGGUGACCAGGAAUGUGUCUCUGCAGGAGGUCUUCGAAUGCGACUACUCGGAGAUCAGCGAGAACAGGUUUGUCUACCACCUGGCCCACUACCACGACUCGGUGCAGAGGGGCGCGGAAAUUCAUCCUGGAGGCGAAUUCCGUCCGGAAGGAUGUCAGGCACGCUACAGCACCGCCAUUAUUGUGCCGUACAGGCAGCGGGAGGAGCAGCUGCACGCCUUCCUCACCUACAUGCACAAUUACCUGCCCCAGCAGCUGAUCCACUAUCGGAUUUUCCUGGUCGAGCAGUUCGAUCACAAGCCCUUCAACCGAGCGAUGCUCUUCAACAUCGGCGCCCAGGUGGCGGCCGAGUAUGGAUUCCCUUGCCUGAUCCUUCACGACGUGGACCUGCUGCCCCUGAACUCGGGUCAGAUUUACGCCUGCACCGAGCGGCCACGUCACAUGUGCUCCGCCCUGGAUCACUGGCGAUUCCGACUGCCCUAUCGCGGUCUCUUUGGCGGCGUGGUGGCCAUCAACACCGUCCAGUUCCAGCAGAUCAACGGGAUGUCCAAUCUGUAUCACGGCUGGGGCGGAGAGGACGACGAUCUCUACGAGCGUCUGCAGGCGAAGAGCAUCGAUAUCUGUCGAUUCGCGAUGGAGUUCAGUGAGUACACCAUGCUGAAGCACAAGCCGGAGCGGCCCAAUGCCAACAGGGUGGCGCUACUGAGGGCGGCGACUAUGCGCCAGCACUCGGACGGACUCAACUCGCUGGUGUACAAGGAGGUGGAGCGGCGAAUGCACAGCCUGUUUACCCACAUCCUGGUGGAGACCUGAGAGCCAGUAAUUGUUAUAUUUUAGCUUGUAGGCCAAACGUUUAAAUAGUCGGUACCUCUAAUUGUUUUACACAUGGGUGCACUUAGCUUAGCAUCCGAUUAGCUGCCGCCUUAGACAAUGCGUUCCGAAUCGAUCGUGAUAUCUCACCACUAGGCUAAGAAGCUGGAAAGGAAGGGAGUAGUCGAAGCUGUAAUUGAAGUACAAUGCAGAUGUAUGAGAUUAACCGGGUAUCGCCAUGUUAAGCACGCUCUGCCUCUGCCAAAAAUAAAUGGAGUAAAAUGUGAAA